ACUCGCCGCCCACCGGUCACCUGGUGUUCUAGAACACGCUUCGGAGGCAGCGUCCGAGGCGCAUCGGCCACUCGGCUCCGCGGCCUGAGGCAGGCAGUGCGCCGGCUGCCUAAGUCCUUCGGGGCCUGUCCCGCCCCCUCAGCCUGCGUCACGGAUGCGCCGAGCGUUCUGGAAGGUCCCCCGGGAGGCGGGAGCCCAGGGAGGGUCGGGUUGGCUUGGCUUCCCCGCCCGCGAGGGGCCGGCCCCGCGCUGCUUCGCUCUUCCCCGUCCGCGAGGGGAUGCAGCUCCCGCAAAGUGAAAUAUACUUUAUUGGACUACAGGCUGUGUACUAUGGAUGGGAACUAUUAAGGUUUAUAAUGUCAGACACUCUGCUUCGAACAAAGGUAUCUUCCACAAAGGUGACAGACUGGGUGGACCCGUCGUUUGAUGACUUUACAGAGCAUGUAGGCAUCUCUGCUGUUAGCGCCGCAUCCUUAGGUGUGAAUAACUCGACCCAGAGAAGAAAACAUGUGCCUUCCACAUUAGAAAGUAGCAGACUUCCAGCUAGAAAAAGAGGGAAGCAGGCUGCCACAGAAUCGAUUUACAGUCUAGAAAAUUCCAAACAGCACCUCUGUGAAGAUGACUCAUGGGUGGACAGAUACCAACCAGAAACUCAGCAUGAACUUGCUGUGCAUAAGAAGAAAAUUGAAGAAGUUGAAGCCUGGUUAAAGGCUCAAGUUUUGGAAAGACAACAAAAACAGGGUGGAUCUGUCUUAUUAGUAACAGGGCCUCCUGGCUGUGGGAAGACAACUACUCUGAAAGUCCUGUCAAAGGAGCAUGGUAUUCACGUGCAAGAGUGGAUUAAUCCAGUUUUACCAGACUUCCAAAAAGAUGAUUUCAAAGAGAUGUUUAAUCAUGAAGCGAGCUUCCCUGUGCUUGCCUAUCAGUCUCAGUUGGCAGUUUUCAAAGAGUUUCUGCUGAGAGCGACAAAGUACAACAAACUACAGAUGCUCGGGGAUGACUUGAGAACUAACAAGAAGAUAAUUCUGGUGGAAGAUUUGCCUAACCAGUUUUAUCGAGAUUCUCAUAGUCUACAUGAAGUUCUCAGGAAGUACGUGCAGAUCGGCCGCUGUCCUCUGGUCUUUAUCGUCUCCGACAGCGCCAGCGGAGACAGCAAUCACAGGCUGCUGUUUCCCAAACAAAUUCAGGAGGAGUGUUCUAUCUCGCAUAUCAGUUUUAACCCUGUGGCUCCAACGAUUAUGAUGAAGUUCCUUAACCGGAUCGUGACAAUAGAAGCUAGUAAGAAUGGAAGGAACAUCUCUGUCCCUGAUAAAGCUUGUUUAGAUUCGCUCUGUCAAGGAUGUAGUGGUGAUAUCAGAAGUGCCAUAAACAGCCUGCAGUUUUCUUCCUCUCAAGGAGGGAGCAACUUCCGGCCAAGGAAAAAAGGAACUUCAUUAAAAUCAGAUGCUGUGCUGUCCAAGUCCAGGCAAAGACGAAAACCUGAUGUGGGCUCUGAAGACCAAGAGGUUCAAGCUAUUGGUGGCAAAGAUGUUUCUCUCUUUCUCUUCAGAGCAUUGGGCAAAAUUCUGUACUGUAAAAGAGCGCCUUCCACAGAGUUGGUCUCCCCUCGCUUGCCAUCUCACCUGUCAGAGCAUGAGCGGGACCCGCUGCUUGUCUGCCCGGAGGAAGUGGUGGAGAUGUCCCACAUGCCGGGAGAGCUGUUCAAUCUGUACCUUCACCAGAACUAUGUAGAUUUCUUCCUGGAAGUGGAGGACCUGGAGAGAGGCAGUGAGUUGCUCAGCUUUGCGGACAUGCUCGCCGGGGACUGGAAUACCCGCUCUCUGCUGCACGAGUACAGCACAUCUGUAGCCACCCGAGGUGUGAUGCAUUCCAACAAGGCCCGAGGAUUCGCUCACUGCCAGGGAGGAGGUUCCAGUUUUCGGCCCUUGCACAAACCCCAGUGGCUUCUAAUAAAUAAAAAGUAUCGGGACAAUUGCGUAGCAGCAAGAGCACUUUUUUCUGACUUCUGUGUGUCGGCUUUAUGCCUCCAAACUCAGCUGUUGCCGUACCUUGCUAUGCUGACCAUUCCAAUGAGAACCCAAGCUCAGAUUUCUUUUAUCCAAGAUAUUGGAAGACUUCCCCUGAAGCGACACUUUGGAAGGUUGAAGAUGGAGGCCCUCACCGACAGGGAGCAGGCGCUGCCGGAGCCCGAGAGCGGAGACGAGGCGCCCUGGGGACCCGCUCAGCGCCCCAGGGCCGACUCCUGCUCGCUCCCCCUGAGCCAGAGCAGCAGCAGCGAGCUUCCGGCCAGCCAGCCGCAGCCCUGCUCAGCCCAGGCGGAGGUGGACGAGGAGGACCUGGUCAUAGAGGAGUACGAGAGCGACGGGCCCUAGACGGGCUCCGUCGGGGUUCCGGGGUUCCUCCUCCGCAGCCUGGGACCAAGCCCGACGGGGCUCUGUGAUUCCCUCUCUAGUAUUUAUUUAGUUCUGCGAGUGGUUUAGGGAGAGGAGGCCAGUGUGUAUGAAGUGUGUCUGAACCCGAUGCCAAAUAUCAGAAAAUGUGAAGGAUAAUCCAGUAUCCAGUACUCUCCCGGGGUUGUAAAUAUGGACAGAAAGCUGUCAGAGUGCAGGGACAGGUGUAAAUAAACUCGGUGCCUUAUUUGCAGUGUCGUCUCAGAUACCACUUUUGUACGUUGUACACUGGAGUGCCUCAGAUACUUUGGGGGAAAACAUACAUACUUUAUAUCAAAAUUAAAACCCUGAAUCCCA
Messenger RNA from Ochotona curzoniae (black-lipped pika), 2747 nucleotides. It is a transcript of the gene RAD17, whose product is annotated as RAD17 checkpoint clamp loader component. Gene Ontology annotation, cellular component: Rad17 RFC-like complex; nucleus. The transcript has 17 exons. Gene Ontology annotation, biological process: DNA repair; DNA damage checkpoint signaling; mitotic DNA replication checkpoint signaling. Bases 279 to 2372 code for a protein of 697 amino acids. Gene Ontology annotation, molecular function: DNA clamp loader activity; chromatin binding. NCBI's taxonomy places the organism in Eukaryota, Metazoa, Chordata, Mammalia, Lagomorpha, Ochotonidae. The record is from RefSeq and is a predicted model, not a curated record.